AUGCCUCCCCACUGUGCUCACCACCUGCUCCAGCUUCCAUGCCUAGCUCCAGGCUGCGCAUAUCUACACCUAGGACGACCAUGCACGGCUGAUGGAGAAUUUGUGCCACAUGGCACCCCUCCACCUCCCAUACCACAAAAGGCUCCUGAUGAUUGGAGCCCGUAUCGCAAUAGAAUAGAAUUUGAGGUGGCCGAGUUUGUGUUCAAAAAAUGCCAUAUGUCUGCAAAAAACCUGGAUUUCCUAUGUGAUUUAAUGGCUGUGUCUCUUGCAAAACACUGUGACACCCCUCCAUUCGCUGAUCAUAAAGAUCUCUACAAUGUCAUAGAUUACACAGGAGAAUGUCCCGAGGUUGUCCCACCAUGGAUGAAUGAUGAAUUUGAGGUCUGGUAUAGGGACCCCCACGCGAUGGCGCACAACAUACUAGCCAAUCCUACCUUCAAAGACGAAAUCGACUAUGCACCAUUUCGUGAAUAUAAUGCAUCGGACGACACGCACCGAUGGAAAGACUUUAUGUCUGGAGACUGGGCAUGGCAACAGGCAGACACCAUAUCGAAAGACCCAGAGACACAUGGAUCUGUGUUAGUCCCAAUUAUUCUUGGUAGUGAUAAGACUACUGUUUUUGUGGGUACUGGUAAUAACGAAUACUAUCCCCUCUAUGCCUCGAUUGGCAAUGUACGCAAUAAUGUGCGGCGCGCUCACCGUGAUGCUCUUGUCAUCAUUGGUUUCCUCGCCAUACCCAAAACUGACAAGAAACAUUCCAAAGAUGACAUGUUUCAGAUAUUUCAUCGCCAGCUAUUCCACAGCUCGCUAUCUGCGAUUCUCUCCAGCCUGAAAUCUGCAAUGUCCAAAUAUGAGGUCGUGUGCUGUGGAGAUAGUCAUUUUCGACGCAUGAUAUACAGUCUAGGACCCUACAUAGCAGAUUACGAAGAACAACUGGUGCUAUCCUGUGUCGUUAAGCAUUGGUGCCUGAAAUGUAUUGCAGUUCGAACAGACCUCAAUAGUGGUGGCAUGUAUCGCUGUCGCCAGCACACUGACUUCAUAAUUGGUGAACUACACGAGGAUAUAUUAUGGGAUGAAUAUGGUAUCAUUAGUGAUCUCCCGUUUACAAAUGACUUCCUCCGAGCAGAUAUCCACGAGUUACUAUCGUUUGAUCUCCUCCAUCAGCUCAUCAAAGGUGCCUUCAAAGACCAUCUUGUCGACUGGGUGGCGAAGUACCUCAAGGCAGUGCACGGGACCAAGCGGGCGGAGGAGAUUAUGAGUGACAUAGAUUGCAGAGUUGCUGCUGUACCUUCAUUCUCUGGUCUGCGACGGUUUCCCCAAGGCCAUGACUUCAAACAGUGGAUGGGCGAUGAUUCGAAAGCCCUCAUGAAGGUCUUUCUUCCAGCUAUCGAAGGCCACGUACCUGGAGAUAUGGUUCGCGCAUUUCGUGCACUGUUAGAAUUUUGCUAUCUUGUGCGGCGCAAUGUUAUUACUGAAGAUACCUUGAAUCAAAUUCAAGACGCACUUGGUUACUUUCAUCGCUAUCACAAGAUAUUUGGUCUCGUUGCUGUAAAGGAGCCCUGGUGUUGGUCAAAUAGGCACAAUGCUCUUGGUCAGAUGCUUGUGACCAAUCAACGCCUUGACAAGCUCGCAGCAUCCCGCGUGGACUUUAAUGCGCGAGGGAUGCUUACUGGCACUAUUUUAUCAAGUCAACAUCCAACGCCAGAUGAAGAUGAACAGGCUGUCCCUGCUAUUGCACCGCAGCCAGGUGACCAUGCUAUUGAACCACAACCACACUCACUUGCCAAAACUCCUCAACCAAACCGGGCAAAAACAGUGGCAGCAUUGGCAAAUGAAGUCGCUUGCAUCCGAGGUGAUCGCUGUGAUCCCGAAGAUAUACCAACUGGUAGCUACCCUCAGAAUGAAGGCAAACUCCAGGUCUUCAAUUCUGCUUCUGCUACUUUCCUUGCUCCCAGUGAUCUGAGUGGCGUCGGUGGCAUGCAAUGGGAACAUAUCCGUGCAUGUCCACUCUGGAGGAACGAGUACCCACGUAAUGACUGUGUGUUCAUUAACACCGAUUCGGAUGCUCAAGGCAUGCAAGGACUUGAAGUUGCGAGAAUCAUAUGCUUCUUCUCUUUCAUCCACGACUGGGAAGGGUAUCCGUGCGCUCUCAUCCAAUGGUUUGACAAGAUUGGUGACUGUGCUAACGAAGACACUGGCAUGUGGAUGGUCGGUCCAAGUUUUCAUGAGGAUGGUUCCCGGAACCUUGCUGUUAUUCAUAUUGACACGAUAUUUUGUGCAGCACACUUGAUACCUAUCUACAGCUCUGAGUACAUCCCUCAUUCCCUCAAGUUCUACCCUUCUAUCGAUUCUUUCCGCUCAUUUUAUGUCAACAAAUUCGCUGAUCACCACGCCUUCGAGAUAGCAUCCUGA
Messenger RNA from Suillus fuscotomentosus, 2412 nucleotides. RefSeq lists its product as uncharacterized. Bases 1 to 2412 code for a protein of 803 amino acids. The transcript has 13 exons. The record is from RefSeq and is a predicted model, not a curated record. Lineage: Eukaryota; Fungi; Basidiomycota; Agaricomycetes; Boletales; Suillaceae.